Molecule: messenger RNA, 5046 nt
Organism: Salmo salar (Atlantic salmon)
Lineage: Eukaryota; Metazoa; Chordata; Actinopteri; Salmoniformes; Salmonidae
Product: BTB/POZ domain-containing protein KCTD5
Biological process (GO): protein homooligomerization; proteasome-mediated ubiquitin-dependent protein catabolic process
Cellular component (GO): cytoplasm; Cul3-RING ubiquitin ligase complex
Molecular function (GO): cullin family protein binding
Source: RefSeq, a predicted model, not a curated record
UACCGUAAUGACGUUCCAACCCGGAAGGAUUGCCCUCUUUCUGAUUAACGUUUGAAUAAACAAGAAUGACCAGUUUGUUUUUGGAAAAGAUUGCAAGCGACGUGUCAAAACAUAUAGUAUAUUUCAACUAAGUAAUAUCGAUGUCUUGUUUAGAGGGUUUAUGUGUGGAUAUUAUCGAAUGUGUGUAGCAACGCCCUAAUGUCAGCCACCUUGUUGGGGAAAAAGAGCCCCGUUGUGUUUACAAAUCGAUAAGCAUUAUUGUUACCCUGAAGUGUAAUAAUAGUGGUGGUUUUUGACGAAGAAAAUAUGGCCGAAUUGCAUGUUGUGGAGCAGAGUGUUACUGCCACAAUAGAACAAACCGAGCACCGUGAUGUCCGAGGCUCUGUUCGGCUGGCUGCUUCGCCCACUCUCAUGGUUUCACCACGGAGUAGCUUGCCCACCAGUCCUGGGGUGUCGAGUACUAGCAGAGCGGUGUUUGGGUUCCCAAUGAAGAGCAACCUCAGUUCCCCAUCGGAGCCAGCCGAGAAGCCAGAAUCCCGCUGGGUUUGCCUCAAUGUUGGUGGAACCUAUUUUGUUACAACCAAACAGACAUUGUGCAGGGACCCCAAAUCGUUCCUGUACCGAUUGUGUCAAGAAGAUCCAGAUUUGGACUCUGAUAAGGAUGAGACGGGUGCUUACCUAAUCGACAGGGACCCCACAUACUUUGGCCCCAUUCUGAAUUACCUGCGGCAUGGGAAACUGAUCAUGGACAAGAACCUGGCAGAGGAAGGUGUCCUUGAGGAGGCGGAGUUCUACAAUAUUGCAUCACUAGUAAGGCUGGUCAAGGAGAGGAUACGGGACAACGAGAACAGGACAUCUCAGGGCCCAGUGAAGCAUGUGUAUCGGGUGCUGCAGUGCCAGGAGGAGGAGCUCACCCAAAUGGUGUCCACAAUGUCAGACGGCUGGAAGUUUGAGCAGCUCAUAAGCAUCGGCUCGUCCUAUAACUAUGGCAACGAGGACCAGGCUGAAUUCCUAUGUGUGGUUUCCCGGGAGCUCAACAACUCCACUAACGGCAUUGUUAUCGAGCCCACUGAGAAGGCCAAGAUCCUCCAGGAGCGAGGUUCACGGAUGUAAAGAGACUCCCAGGCCUGAGCUCACCCUUCUCAGCUCAUGUGACAUUUCCUGAAGUCUCCUGCACCACCUCAGCCAUGGUUCAUAUCUUCACCCCUUCCAUCACCAACCCCACGCCCCCCUUCACCUCCCCCUCCUCUGGGUGUGCCUUUCCACUUCCCAUCCUCCUCGCCUACAGUGCUACAACAUAACACCAUCGCCAUUUCUUAUUCUCAGUUAUAUUCGUGAACAUUUGAGGGAUUCUGAAAAGAUGACAAAAGAGUAUUUAUUAUUAAAUGUAAUACCUUUUGUCAUAAGUUGGAUUUUGAAGAUUCUGGUUUUGCCCCUGAUCACAGCCCCCAUCUUGUCCAUAGUACAUCCACACAGAGCUAAAUCAUUGUCACUGUCCUCAUUCAGGGGAUCACACAGUUAAUGGGGAGCCGUUUCCUUUUCUGUCUCGCUUUGUCGACUCGGUGGAAAUCUGUGAUCAUCUCCUCAGGACUUUCAAAGGACAAAAAAAGAAAGGCCGAAAAAUCUACUGACUGUGACCUGCCCCUUCUACAACCCUGAAGAUUCACCUAUGGGGUGAGAGGAUGCUGUAAGCAACAUAGCCCACCCUCUGACCUCCACUCCUAGUCCUUACAUCUCCACAGCUGGAGCACUAAGGCAGUUCAUAGUUGCUUGGGAGGCUGAAAGCCGAGAAGUGGGGCUAAGGACAGAGAAGUCACAGGAAUAUUCUACAGCCCUCAAAUUCAAAUCUGGACCUCAAAGCCAGUUCUACUGCUUUUUUUUGUUAUUCUUCCCCUCUAAUCAUGGACUGAUUUUUAACCUGGGACACCAGGUGGGUGCAAUUAAUAAUCAGGUAGAACAGAAAGCCAGCGGUAGUCCGGACCUCAUUGGGUAAAAUUUGAACACCCCUGUUCUACAGCAUCUCUCUUUUGGUCUUCUUGUGCAGUCAGUCCUGCUCUCACAGCAACUCUUGCCCAAUAAGACCAGACGAUAGUGGGGAGAUACAGACCCUUGUCUAACAGAGGCUCCACCCCACCAUAGUUCAUCAGUGACUUCCACUGCUGAGCAUCCAUCACACACAUUUUAUUUUUGGCUCGGGUCAAAUUCCUUUGUCACCUGGAGGGCACACAUUUUCUUACAGCCGUACUAAGGAUGUUUCAGUGCAAAAGAAAACACACAACUUAAAAGACUAAACCACACACACAUGUACACAAUUGUCAGGCAUGUGAGGAAUAUAAAUCUAUAUAUAAUGAAAUUAUAUGGAGAAAAAAAAUGAAUGCAAAUGAUGUAGUUAUUAAUUUCUGUUUCAUAGUUGUUAUAUUUGUGUAGUAUGGUGAGUUCUAUUCCGUUGAGCGAGGAAAUAUCACUCCUCUAAACCAAUUUUCCUGAGUUGUUUCCCCCAAUGACAAAGGUGUACGUUUGUGUAUGUAGUGCCUCUGCUAUUCAUUCAUGAUUGAAAUUAUGAUCAGCGACCCAGUUUUUCAGCGUCACAAUUUCUAAGUAGAUUUUUUUUUGUUACUUAUAACCCUUUCAAAUGAUCCUUCUCGCAGAUAUACUAUUAUGUUCUCUUGCAUAUCUUAGAAUUGUAAUCGGAGAUUAAAGAGACGGGUUAUUGAAAAAGCUUUUAUUUGACAUCGAAAGAUGGUAUGUGUCCUACACAGUGGUCUUGUGACCCUGUUGGACUUGUAUCCAUCUGUAUGAUGCCUCAAAGCCUAGAGCCCCUUUUCCCUCUGGCGUUGUUUCAUUUUCAUGCCAAUUGUCACUCACUCUGCAUUUGCCUCGUAAACACCUUGGUGUACAUUCAGUUUAACAGCUUUGCUUUACAUUUUGCAGUAUUUACUGUAUUAAUUCUAGAGUAUGCUGAAAUGAAUGUUUUAAAUACAUACGUUUGGAUCUUUUUAUAGAGUAGAUGUAACCACAGGAACAUUGGGUAUUGAAAAUUCCGCAUGGAUGUGACUUCAGCUUUUGACUUGUUACGUUGGGGGAAAAUAAGGAAAUUAUACUUUGUUUCUCAGUGUCACAUCUCUCUGUGCCAACCAACAGUGAUGGUUACGAGCUUGUCUGGAGUAUACCUCUUAUUAUUCACAUAUCAUUGUCCCAGGAGUAAAUCCUGGCAUUACCCCAUUUGUAAUACUUCUGAAAUGUUCAAUUUAUUCUGUCAAUCUGACUGUGUACUUAAAAGAAGUACCCCACAGGUAACCAAUAUCACAUCAUUUUUGUUUUACUGGCGUCACAAAAUCUAUACACCUUUUCCUGUGUAUAAUGAAUAUUUGGUGCAAUUAUGUUAUAUCAGCAUGAUUUAAGAAUGCGUUCGGCUUAAAUCACACACAUAAUUACCUGUGCUGUUGUCCUCUUGGAGUGGAUGUUGUGCAAUUCUACUACGAAACUGGGACAAAAGUGCAGUAGUGCACAGACUGUGCUGCUAGAAGAAUGCCUGACUGACUGUCUGAUAGAGAGACACUUUCUCCUCUUUGGGCCUUUUUCAAAGCUCCCAGAGGUUGUUCUAUUUCCCUUUGUCGUGUCCAGUGUUGUGCCUUUGACCUGUGUUGUGCACAGUCCGUCGUCCCCCCCCCCGCGCCCUGGAAUAGACCUUUACGAGUCUAUUCUGUCGUCCAGACUAGGGCCUGUUUGUUCAUCUGUAAUGCAGAUUAUCAGACUUAACUCCUUUUCUUUUAAUGCCAAUACUUUUGAACCAAGCCUCCCGUAUUGACCCCUGUAGCUCCUGAACCUUUGCCUGUGUUGGUCGCUGCAUUCUUCCGGUUUUCUUUCCUGAAAUGUGUGUAGACUGUAGGUGUGGUUGACUUUGUAAGUUUAUCCCACAACCGAGGUAGAGAAAAGGAGACAGUAGUUGUAAUCCAAGCAGUGCCCCAGUAUAUCUUAGUAAAAACCAGCAGUGCACUUUUCUUUUGGAAAAAUGGCAAGACUGCAUAAGCCACGUUUAUUUGGCUUUCUCUCUUGAAUUGCAUGUUUAAGGCAAUUUAUGCUGUUUAUUUUGAUGCCAUGAUAACUAUACUGCCAGUUGUUUUACUGUAUUGUUUGCAUUCACUUUUGAAGCACUUAUUUUUACGUUCAGUGAACCCAAAUGUCUCCUUUUGACAUUUAUUUGUUUUGUUUAUACUGCAGAUUGAUUCAUCCGAUUUUGAAAGGAACUUUUUAUUCGGAUAAAAACGAUCAUUGCAAAAAAAUAGUGUUCCCCCAUCACUGCCCUAUUCAAAUAUUUGUGCAAUUUUAACAAAUCUGCAAAAAAAAUACUCGUAAAAACAUGAGAGCAUGCAUUGUACUAGAGAUUAUGUUAUGUACUGGAAUUUGUCUGACCUCUGUGUUAGUGCAACGUGUAUUUGGUGCAUGGUUGGAGAGCAGAGGGAAGGCAUGGCUCUGUGUUAGGUGUAGAUUUAUUGUGUGGAACAGUGGGUCUCUCUAAUCAUGCUUUGUUUUUAUGUUGUUUUUGUAUCCUGUCAUGUCAAUUUAAAAGUAGGCCUAGCUAAAAAAAAGAACUAGCUUAAAGUUAACCUCAAAUGAACAUACACUCUUUGUCUAAUGAAAACUGAACAAAACUGCAUACCCCAACCUUGGAUUUAGUAUCAACUCAAACUAAAACUCCACAUGCAAAAUGAAAAGGAUCAUUUGAAUCCUGGCUCAUUCUGCCAUAGUUAAUCUGUAACACCUGCAUGUAUUUAUAAACAUACACACAUACACAUUUAGACUUACUGAAAAUGUAAACUAUUAACAGUUAUUUUAAGUGUAUUAAUUUAUCAACAGUAUUAAUGUCAAAUGUGACUAUUGUCAAUGGAGACUGUGGAGAAUGAAACAACUUUGUCUGAUGUCCUUUUGCUUUUAUUCAUUUUAUAUUUUGGAAUUUUGUCUACCAAUGCAGUUUCUUUAAAUGUAACAUUUUUAACAAAAUCCAGUCUGGUUUUUAAUCAUAAAAUGUGUCUCUGUGUUUUAAAA